Messenger RNA from Platichthys flesus (European flounder), 7431 nucleotides. It is a transcript of the gene heatr1, whose product is annotated as HEAT repeat containing 1. The transcript is spliced from 44 exons. The record is from RefSeq and is a predicted model, not a curated record. Gene Ontology annotation, molecular function: snoRNA binding. Gene Ontology annotation, cellular component: 90S preribosome; t-UTP complex; small-subunit processome. Lineage: Eukaryota; Metazoa; Chordata; Actinopteri; Pleuronectiformes; Pleuronectidae. Gene Ontology annotation, biological process: maturation of SSU-rRNA from tricistronic rRNA transcript (SSU-rRNA, 5.8S rRNA, LSU-rRNA); positive regulation of transcription by RNA polymerase I. Bases 81 to 7235 code for a protein of 2384 amino acids.
AACCGGAAGUAGACACAGCUUGAACGUGCUUCAGUAACGUGUUUGUGGAGAGACAGAGAAAAGGUUCAGACUCUGUCACCAUGACGUCACUGGCCCACCAGCUGAGGCGCCUGGCGCUGCCGCAGAGCGACCCCGGCCUGCUGACCCGGGCAGAGGUCGCCUCGCUGCUCUUCGACCCCAAAGAUGCUGCGUCCAUGGACAAAACCAACUUCUACGCCCUCGGCUGCACAGGGCUGGAGGAGCUGCUGGGAAUCGAACCGGUGUUUCUGGAGUUCCAGGACACUCUGUUCAGCCGGGCCUCGCUGACGCUGGAGCGCAGUGUCCAGUCCAAAGAGGUCAACGAGAAGCUGGACGCCGGCAUCUCGCUCUUCCUCACCCGCCUCUCUCCGUACUUCCUCCUGAAACCAGCUCACAAGUGCAUCGAGUGGCUCGUUCACCGCUUCCACGUCCACCUGUACAACGCAGACAGCCUGCUGGCGUGUGCGCUGCCGUACCACGACACCAACGUGUUUGUCAGAGUCCUGCAGCUGCUCAGGAUCAGAGACGCCACCAACCGAUGGAACUGGCUGCACUGCCUGCAGAAACCAGGCGUGCCCCUGUCCAGAGGAGCUCUGAUCACUCACUGCUACACAGACCUGAGCUUCAUGGACUUCAUCUGCAGCAUGGUCACCAGGUCCAUCCAGGCGUACUCGGGUCACUCUGGAAGCUGCUCUCAGCUCAGAGUGAUCUUCUCCUUCUACGCGUCCACCAUCGUCCCCACGCUGGACGCCGUGGACAACGUGUCGGACACCAUCAUCUCCAAACUGCUGCCCUACGUUCAGAGGGGCCUGAAGUCGCCGCUGAGCGACUACAAAGCCGCCUCCUACAUGAUCGUGUGCCAGCUGGCAGUGAAGGUGGUGAUGGAGGCGAGUCUGGUGGACAGCCUCGCCGUGCACAUCAGCAAGUCGCUGGUCAAAGAGCCGGUCCUGGCUCGAGAAGGUCUGGGCUGCCUCAUCGUGCUGCUGCAGAACCAGAAGGAGGGCGCCGCCGGGCCCAGAGCUUUCACCCGCCUCUGCUCGAUGCCGUCCCUGGCGUCCACUCUGCAGGUCAUGGCGGCGGUUCACGAUGUCAGUCCACUGCUGCGUCAGCUGCUUCCUCACCUGAUCCACCACAUGUUCAGCUCAGGUGAGAACAGGAACCACCGGACAGGAGGGUGGUGCCACCGGACAGGAGGGUGGUGCCACCGGACAGGAGGGUGGUGUCACCGGACAGGAGGGGGGUGUCACCGGACAGGAGGGGGGUGUCACCGGACAGGAGGGUGGUGUCACCGGACAGGAGGGUGGUGUCUCUGGACAGGAGGGUGGUGUCACCGGACAGGAGGGUGGUGUCACCGGACAGGAGGGUGGUGCCACCGGACAGGAGGGUGGUGUCACCACCGGACAGGAGGGUGGUGUCUCUGGACAGGAGGGUGGUGUCUCUGGACAGGAGGGUGGUGUCACCGGACAGGAGGGUGGUGUCUCUGGACAGGAGGGUGGUGUCUCUGGACAGGAGGGUGGUGUCACCACCGGACAGGAGGGUGGUGUCUCUGGACAGGAGGGUGGUGUCUCUGGACAGGAGGGUGGUGUCACCGGACAGGAGGGUGGUGUCUCUGGACAGGAGGGUGGUGUCACCGGACAGGAGGGAGGUGUCACCGGACAGGAGGGUGGUGUCUCUGGACAGGAGGGUGGUGCCACCGGACAGGAGAGUGGUGUCACCGGACAGGAGGGUGGUGCCACCGGACAGGAGAGUGGUGUCACCGGACAGGAGGGUGGUGUCACCUCGGUGUCACCGGACAGGAGGGUGGUGUCACCGGACAGGAGGGUGGUGUCAGAGCAGAGCUGAUGUUGUGUCUUCUGGUUCCAGGUGAAGCGGAGACGGAGCAGCUCGGCGUCCUGGAGUCCGUCCUGGAGUCUGUCCCUCUCAGCAGAGGCCUGGAUCAAACUGUGGCUCGUUUGCUGCUGGACGAGUAUCUGACUCAGACCGAGCUCUCUGCUGAGAACCUCUGUGCCCUGGACCAGCGGCUGCUGCCUCUGGUCCGACUGUUCGAGUCCAGAUACUGUGGCGCUCUGGACGGCGUCCUCUCGGGUCACGUGACCGACCUCAGCAGCCCUGAGCAGAAGCAUCUUUUCCACCAGUUCAUUUCUCUCUCACUGAGCAGUGGGAAGUACCAGAUUCUGGGCGACUCGGACACGUCGCUGCUCCUGAGUCUGAAGCACCCGGUGCCUUCAGUCAGAGUCUCUGCUGUGGAGCACCUGAUGAGCAUCAUCACCUCGGGACAGCAGAAGAGUCUGGACGAAGACUUCCUGAAAGACGCCGUGAUGGACCGUGUGAAGGACGACGUCCCCGAGGUGGUGGCGGCUGCUCUGAAGGUCCUGGAGGUUUUGUUGGAUGUUCUGGAUCCUGAAGAAACGUUGUCAUGUUUAAUGUCACUGAUGCUCAGAGUGGACCUGUGUGUGUCCGAGCACUGGCUGCCGGUGCUGACAGAGGCGGUGCGUUUACUGUCCGACCCGCGGCUGGGAAAGGGCGACGUCGAGUGGCUGCAGAGAACCGGCUGGAGGCUGCUGCCCUUCCUGGUGGUCACCGGGGCCCGGCCCGACUCCGCCCAGCUCAGCCUCGCCUCCUCCGUCGCCCGGUCCUCCGUCCUCGCCCAACACCCGCUCACCUUCAACUGGGCUGAAGAAAUGGACGAGGCGACCAAGAGAAGCUCUGAACACGGAUUCGUGGGUUUGGUCAACCAGCGCCUCAUCUCCACGUUGACCAAGAACCUGGCGAACAUGGAGCACUUCUCCAAACGAGACGCUUUGGAGAAGUUGGUUUCUCUGGUGGAGCAGCAGUGGAGCUCCGGCCUCAGAGGGAGGACGUCCUUCCUGGUUCUGACCCGGACUCUGCUGCUCGGCCUGGGGGAGCUGGGCGAGACGCAGCACCUGCUCACCGCCCAGAGGGUCUUCACGCUGCUGGAGCGCCCCCUGCUGGAGCUCAUCGCCGGAGACGAUGACGUCCAGGACGCGAGUCGCCCGGUGUCCGCCCCCCCCUCGUUCCACGAGGCGCUGACCUUGUACCUGAGCAGGUGUGAGCAGCGGCCGGGGGGUCGGCUCGCUGCAGAGCUCGGCCUCGUCCUCUUCUCUCUGCUGCGGGACUUCAUCUCCACUCUCAAGUGCGACGACGCCUCCUUCAAAGGUGAGGUCUGGUGGAACCCGGAGAAGAUGGACACCAACACCUGCUGCUACCUGGGAUUAAUCUGCCGCCUCUUCAGCGUGGUCAUCAGCGGCGCCGGAGACGGGCCGACCGCCGGGAGCUUCAGGGACAUGAUGAAGCUCCUCGUCCAGGUUCACGUGCCGGAGCCUCUGAUGCUCUUCAGGUUCCUGUGCCUGGUGUGGGGAUACGGCAGUAACCACGGGGACCAGCUGGACGUGAAGGUGGACGCUGUCCUCCAGACUCGGGCUCUGUACAUGGGCCGAGCGGUGCUGAGCGUCCAGCCCGCCACCGUGCUGCAGGAGCUGGCGGCGCCGAACUCCCCCGUGGUCCCGUCCCUGCUGUGUUGUCUCACCUCUCCGGUCCGGGAGGUGCGGAGGGUGGCGCUCGGCGCCCUGCAGAGCCUAUCAGGAGCUGACUCUCCCUUCCAGCCAAUCACAGAGAAGCUGCUGAAGACCUCGGAGGAGAUUGUCGCUGACCCCGCCUACUUGAGCUUGGCGCUCGGCGUCCUUCACGAGGACAGCCUGUCGUGCAGCGUGAAGUCGCAGCAGCAGAAGCUGCAGGCGUCCAUGCAGCAGCUGCUGCUGAGCGUCCAGACGCCAUGUUGUCCCUCGUACAGCGCCGCCGUCCUGCUGAGAGCGCUGAGUCAUGUUAACGGACAGCCGGUCCUGUCCACCCUGCUUCCUGUUCUCGACCGGCUGCUGGAGCAGAGCGGCCCCGACACGCCCACCCUGCUGCGGGCCGAGGCCACGCUCAUCCAGCUCAUCCUGGGGAAGUACAACGAGGCGUCCGCCGCCAUGUUGCCUGAGGACCAGACCUGUCUGGACCUGUUCAUCAGAGCUCUGAAGACGUCCACACAGCCGCACCCGGACAUCGCCAGCUGCCAGAUCAGCGCUCUGGAACAGAUAACGAAGUCCUUCUUCUUGGCCCUUGGAGAAGAGAAGGUGCAGCAAAAGCUCUUGACGGUGAUAUUCGACGUGUUGCUGGAGAGCAAGAGCCCCCUGGUGGCCAACACUGUCAGCAGCAUAUUUAAAGGGCUCGCAGUGGACAGUCAGCUCAUAGCCAAUGAGCUGUCUCCACCAGAGAAGCCCAGAGUCAGUGUGACGGUGCAGCAGACCCGAAGGAGCACAAUGAGUCUGAGGAAACCUCAGGAGAGCAGCGAGGGGUGUCCAGAGGGGGGCGCUGUGCCGUGGCAGAGAGUCACGCUGAUCCUAGAGCUGCUGCAGCACAAGAAGAAGCUGAAGCGAGCUCAGGCGCUGGUGCCGGUUCUGUUCUCUCUGCUCUCACGGAGUCUGGAGCCGUGUUCAGGAGGUCACGCCAACAUGGAGUACACCAAGCAGCUGCUGCUCAGCUGUCUGCUCAACGUGUCCCACAAGCUGUCUCCUGAUGGACGACCGCUGGGGCCUGACGUCCUGGAGGAGGAUAAGUUCAGCGUGGAGCUGGUGGUUCAGUGCAUCAGAACGUCCGACAUGCCGCAGACGCACCACCACGCUCUGCUGCUGCUGGGCGCCGCCGCCACCAUCUUCCCCGAGAAGGUCCUUCACAACAUCAUGCCCAUCUUCACCUUCAUGGGAGCCAACAUCAUGCGUCUGGACGACGCCUACAGCUUCAGGGUCAUCGACAAGACGGUUCAGAUGGUGAUCCCGGCGCUCAUCAAGGCUCACCAGCUCUCUGACGACCCGUCGUCGGCUCACGUGCACGCCGUGGUGGCGAGGAUCAUGCACGUGUUUGCCGACGCGCUGCCUCACGUGCCCGACCACCGGCGGCUCCCCGUCCUUGUCCAGCUGAUCACCACGCUGGGCCCCCGCCGCUUCCUCUGGGUCCUGAUGCUCCUCCUCUUCAAGCUGCACGCCGAGCAGACCGCCAGCUCCGUGAGCGAGAAGGAGGCGUCACUGGACAGGGACGUAGAUUUCUGGAUUUCUCUGUGCUGUCAGUUCGAGGUGAGCGAGCAGCUCGUCUCUCUCAUCAACAUCCUGAACUUCCUGCAGCAGCUGCCCAACGAGAAGGACGACGCUCCAGUGAAGCGCAGAGGAGCCAAGAAGCCGGAGGAGGACGAGGAGAAGCUGGAGGAGCUGAUCUUCAGUGUGGACGCUCACAGCAGCAAAGAGCUGAGACACUUCAAGUUCCUCUGCGUCUCCUUCAUGGCUCAGCUGCUCGGCUCCAGCAGCUUCGUGGGGAAGGUGGCUGAAGGCGGUGACGUGGUGGACGAGUCUCUUCAGCAGCUGCAGCAGAGGCUGCUGGAGGAGAACCUGCGCUUCAUCCACAGCGUCGCUCGCUGCGUCGAGGAGAACGCCGCCAAGCCCACCGCCAAGUUCUGGAGAGUUCUGCUCAACAAGAGCUACGACGUCCUGGACAAGGUGAACGCUCUGCUGCCCACAGACACCUUCAUCGCGGUGAUGAGGGGGCUGAUGGGAAAUCAGCUGGUGUCCGUCAGGAGGAAGGCCAUGGAGCUGCUGAACAACAAACUGCAGCACCGGACCCGGUGGGACGUGCAGCAGGUCAACAUGUUCCUGCAGCUGAUCGGAGACCUGCUGAGCAUCGUGGGUAAGAGUCACAGUCAGGUGACGGAGGAGGCGGAGCACGGCAUCAACCGACAGACGGCGCUCUACAGCCUCAAACUGCUGUGUCGCACGUUUGGCUCCGGCCACCAGGAGGCGUUCGUCCCCGUCCUGCAGCAGGCGGUGGAGAUGGUGUCGUCGGCAGAGGAGGAGAAGAACGUGAUGGGCAGCGCUCUGCUCUGCAUCGCCGAGGUGGUCAGCACGCUGAAGGCCCGCGCCAUCCCUCAGCUGCCCAGGUUGAUGCCUGCAGUGCUGCACACGCUGGCUAACAGGAAGGAGCUGCUGACCAAUGAGAUCUACCUGCUGAGCGCCGUCACCGCCCUCCAGAGGGUCACCGAGACGCUGCCGCACUUCAUCAGCCCCUACCUGCAGGGCAUCACGUCCCAGGUGUGUCGUCUGACUCGUCUGGUGGACUCGUCUUCUUCGUCCUCGUCCUCGUCCGUCCAGCUCUCGGUGCGUCUCUCGUCCCUCAGGACCGUCCUGGCCACCCAGCUGCCCCCCAGGGUCCUGCUGCCCAACCUGUCCAGCUGCUACAGUUCCAUGGUCGUCGAUAAGAAGGCUCACCUGGGGGCGCUGCUGAGCAUCCUGAAGGAACACAUCACUCACAUGGAGAAAGAUCAGCUGAGCUCCCACCAAUCGGAACUCACCACCUUCUUCCUCACGGCCCUCGACUUCCGCAACGAACACUGUCAGGGCGAUCUGGAGAAGACGUGGGAGACAGAGGGCUGUGUGAUCGACUGCCUGAUGGCCAUGGUGCUGAAGCUGUCCGAGGUCACCUUCAGGCCGCUCUUCUUCAAGCUCUUUGAUUGGAGCAGAUCCGACAGCGAGGAGCGUCAGCUGACCUUCUACCGACUCUGCGACGCCAUCGCCGAGCGACUCAAAGGACUCUUCGUCCUGUUCGCAGGAAACUUAGUGAAACCGUUCUCAGAUCUUCUCCGAAGGACCAACCGCUCGCAGAAAGACGAGCCGCUCUUUGAGUCGGACGGCGUGAAGAACCAUCUGCUGCUCCAGCUCGUCCUCAGCUGUCUCCAGAAGAUCUUCCUGUACGACACACAGAGGUUCCUCAGUAAAGAGCGAGCCGACGCCCUCAUGAAGCCACUGGUGGACCAGUUGGAGAACACAGUGGGGGGUCAGCAGCAGUACCAGCAGAUGAUGACUCAGCACCUGGUUCCGUGUGUUGGUCACUUCUCUGUUGCUCUGGCUGACGACGCUCAGUGGAAAACUCUCAACUAUCAGAUUCUACUGAAGACGAGGCACAGCGACGCCAAGGUCCGGUUCUCGUCUCUGCUGGUUCUCUUGGAGUUGACAUCGAAGCUGAAAGAAAACUACAUGGUUCUGCUGCCAGAGACCAUCCCCUUCCUGGCUGAGCUGAUGGAGGACGAGUGUGAGGAGGUGGAGCAGCAGGUUCAGAAGGUCGUUCAGGAGAUGGAGAACAUCCUGGGGGAGCCGCUUCAGAGCUACUUCUAACACACACACACACACACACACACACACACACAAUGUCAUGGAGUCGUUUGUCAGAUUUAAAUUUGUCUUCCUGAUAUUUUGACAUAAAUUUAUAACCAUUUUCCGACUCCUCCUCUUUGUCUUUCACUUGUUUUGUUGUGUAUCUGAGGAAGUAGAGAUGUUGUGAUCGACCAAAAUAAAUCUGAUAAUUUCUUCA